AUGGCAACCACCGAAUCGUCAGCGCCUGUCAACGGCAACUACGCGUCACAGGGCUACGACAAUUUUGGGUCUUCGCAGCAGCAGACCUCCAGCCAGCCCGCGCAACAAGCGCCUGCGGAAAUCCCCAAGGAUGAGGUCGGCUGGUACUUUGUCGAGCAGUACUACACCACCCUCAGCAAGAGCCCCGACCGACUUUACCUCUUCUACAACAAGCGCUCCCAAUACGUCUCUGGCGUCGAGGAGGAGAAGGUCAGCGUGUGUCUGGGACAGAAGGCCAUCAACGAGCGCAUCAAGGAGCUGGAUUUCAAGGACACCAAAGUCCGCGUGACCAAUGUCGACUCCCAGGGCUCUGACGCCAACAUUGUCAUCCAGGUCGUUGGCGAGAUCUCCAACCAGGGCCAGCCACACAAGCGCUUUGUGCAGACCUUCAUCCUCGCCGAGCAGACCAACGGCUACUUUGUUCUCAACGACAUCUUCCGCUACCUUGCCGAGGAGCCCGAGGAGGAGGAAGAGGCCCAGCAGGAGUCGUCCGCCAACGGCGUCCCGGAGUCUGCUCCCACAGCCGAUGUCGAGCAGCCCGAGGAGCCUGUAGCUAGCGAAGAGAGCCCGAGCAAGGCGGAUGAGAAGCCUGAGGAAGCUGCGCAAGAAGACCCUGUCAGCGAGGAUGCCACUGCUGCUGCUCCCGUCGAAGAAGCUGCCGAGGCUGUCGAGACUCCUGAGGUUGAGGAGGCUGCGGCUCCUGCUAGCGAGGAGGCGUCGACCAAAGAGCCUGAAGCUCCGGCUGCCGAGGAGGCCACCGAGCCUGAGAAGUCUGAAUCGCCCGCCCCUACGCCCGCCCCAGCUACCCCCAAGGCCGCCGCUCCCGUCGCCAUGCCAUCUGGUCCCCCGAAGCCAAGCGCACCCCGAACAUGGGCCAGUCUUGCGGCCUCUGCGCACAAGGUUGCCACCCCUGUUGUCGCAGCGCCCUCCACCCAGCAAGCACCUGCCCAACCCAAGGCUGCGGCUCCCACACAGCCUGCGCCGGCGGCCGCGCCAGCUCAGACUUCGUCGCCUGCUCAGGAGGACUCACCGGCAGCCAAGGAAGGCGAGGCCUCAGGCUGGCAAACCGCUACCGGACACAAGAAAGAGCAGUCUCGCGUCCAGAACCAAGGUCCCGCCCCUGACGCGGACCAGAAGCGUGGCUACAUCAAGAACGUCUACAGCCAGGUCGAGGAAGGUCCAUUGAGGGCUGCUCUCACCAAGUUCGGCGAGGUUGAGUACCUCGACGUCAGCCGUGCGAAGAACUGCGCAUUCAUCGACUUCAAGACACCUGCUGGAUACCAGGCCGCCGUCGCCAACAACCCCCACACCGUCAACGGCGUCGAGCUCAAGGUUGAGGAGCGUCGCCAACGCCCAGAACAAUUCCGUGGUGGCUUUCCCCGUGGUGGUGCUCCUCGUGGGCGUGGAGGUAUGGGUGGCCAAGCUCCCCGAGGUGCUUUCCAGCCACGUGGCCGCGGCGGUUCCAUGCGCGGCCGAGGAGGCCCUCCCCAAGAGUCUUCCUGA
This is a messenger RNA of Dothidotthia symphoricarpi CBS 119687, 1542 nucleotides long. RefSeq lists its product as uncharacterized. The record is from RefSeq and is a predicted model, not a curated record. Gene Ontology annotation, biological process: protein deubiquitination; ribophagy. Bases 1 to 1542 code for a protein of 513 amino acids. Gene Ontology annotation, molecular function: mRNA binding. Gene Ontology annotation, cellular component: Ubp3-Bre5 deubiquitination complex; ribonucleoprotein complex; cytosol. Lineage: Eukaryota; Fungi; Ascomycota; Dothideomycetes; Pleosporales; Dothidotthiaceae. The transcript has 4 exons.